GGUUUGCUUUGUUGUGGUGGUGUACUUUCACUUUACAGUAAGGUACACUUUAACGUGUUAAGAAACGGGGGAUUUUUUUUUACAACAAGUUGAACCACAAAACCUGCGGUGUGCCAUCGUAGUGAAACUAAAGCGUGUCUGUUUUGUUUUGUUGGAGUGAAAGUCAAAUAAAUUCAUCAUCAUGGCUCGCAGGACUUUCAUCUGUCGAUACAAGACGGCCCUGACUGAGUGUGUGGAGCAGCUCCUGGUGGAGGAUGCUGGACCCGGUCAUCUACAGUCAAUAUUAAGGAGGCUGGAGACGAUGGAGAGCAGCCUUCAGUGGUCAGCAGGAAGACUGAUCGAUACAACUUCAUCUGAUCAACUUCUGGACGUCUUGGCUGAACUGAUUCAAGUAGUGAGAUCGUUCACAAGGCGCAAACAACACGGCUGCGUUGGAUGUCAGGCACCACAGGGUUCGGACAGAGGUAGAUCCCACCUCAUCACCCAGGAGCAGCUGUUAUUCCUGACCUCCUGUGCUUUUACAGCACAUCAGAUGGCCGAAAUAUUAAACGUUUCUGUUUCUACAAUAAGAAGGCGUUUGAAACAUUUUCACCUCAGCCGUGCCUCACAGUACGCUAAACUGUCAGACGGUGCCCUGGACGAGUUCGUUCAGCUGAUGGUAGAGCGUAACCAUCCGUUUGAACCGGAGGCGGUCCGAGCGUCUCUUCAAGCCAGAGGAGUGAGGGUCCCGAUGAGGAGGGUCAAAGCCUGCAUGAUGAGGAUAAAUCCCCAAGCAGCUGCGCUUGUCGACCUGGUGCGAAGACGUGUGUACGUGGGAUGAGGGCGGAGCCGGCCGGUGU
Messenger RNA from Austrofundulus limnaeus, 839 nucleotides. RefSeq lists its product as uncharacterized. The record is from RefSeq and is a predicted model, not a curated record. The coding region runs from base 182 to 820 and encodes 212 amino acids. The transcript has 4 exons. NCBI's taxonomy places the organism in Eukaryota, Metazoa, Chordata, Actinopteri, Cyprinodontiformes, Rivulidae.